GAAAGAUCUGAACGCGUCUUUUCUGGUCUUAUUCGAGCUGUAUCGUCAUUACGUUUGGGCGUCCAGUCGACACUGACUUUCUCCAAAUGAACGGAGAUGACUGCAACCCCGUUCUUCUGUACGCACACCCGUCCAUGAACAGGCUGGCGACACAGAUCGUCAACAGGUGCACAGGAGACAUGCCGGAGUCACAGAAGAAAAGACUGAGAGCUGAACGGUCCAUCUCUGUGUCAACCCAGAGAAAUGUGGAGUACAAACAGACAAUCCAGUGGGAAAAGUUCCACGAUGGCUUCCCUAACCUCUUCAUUCAGGACGUGAAGGACAUGGCUGGGAAAGAUGUGAUAUUUCUGGGAAGUUUCCACUCUCCGGCAGUCAUAUUUGAACAACUUUCUGUCCUGUAUGCUUUCCCAAGGUACCUGGCGAAGUCCUUUCACUUCAUCCUGCCGUACUUCCCAACUGGGACAAUGGAGCGUGUGGAUAGGGAAGGUCAGAUCGCCACAGCUAAGACCCUGGCAACUCUGCUGUCUGCCAUCCCGCUCACCGCCAAGGGACCCGCACAGAUCAUCAUCUUCGACAUCCACGCCCUCCAGGAGAGAUUCUACUUCUCUGAUAAUGUCAUCCCAAGACUUGAGACAGCGAUUCAACUAUUGCAACGCGAGGUUGAACGACUUGAGGACCGAACCAAUCUGACGUUUGCCUUCCCUGAUGAUGGAGCUUUCAAACGCUUCCACCUUCACUUUGCUGGGGAACAGACCAUUAUUUGUGCCAAGAUCCGUGAUGGAGACAAGAAAAUAGUAAAAGUUAAAGAAGGCAACCCAAGUGGCAAGCAUGUGAUCAUCAUUGAUGACUUGGUCCAAACAGGGGGCACGCUGAAGGAGUGUGGGAAGGUGUUGCUGGACCGAGGAGCUGUUGCUAUCAGUGCCUAUGUCACUCAUCCAGUGUUCCCCAAAGAGUCAUGGAAGAGAUUUGUGGACUCCGAUGUUCCGUUCCAGAACUUCUGGAUCACAGACUCCAUCCCCCAUGCUGUCGACAUCGCGGAACAUAAACCAUUCAAACUUCUAUCUCUCUGUGAUGUGGUGACCGAGUCACUCCUCGGCUAUGACCUCAUGCCACAGUGAACACCGGAGUAGGAGUGACCUCAAUGCCACAAUGAAAACGCCGUGAAGCCACCAGAUUAUAUCGGCAACCUCAUGCAACAAUGGUCUUCAUUAACCCAUGCUUGCCGUAAUAGGCGACUACGCUUGUCGUAAGAGGCGACUUACGGGAUCGGGUGGUCAGGCUCGCUGACUUGGUUGAUACAUGUCAUCGUAUCCCAAUUGCUUGUCAAUCACUAGAUUGUCAGGUCCAGACUCGAUUAUUUAUGGACUGCUGUCAUAAAAUAAAAGAUCAUGCAACAAUGUAAACAGCAUGAAGCAAACACAAUAUUUUGGUGACUUUGACAAGCUGACAUGUGAGUGGGUCCAGAUGCUGUAUUUACUGCCUUGUACAUGUACAUCCAGGUUGUGUAAUCUGAACAAUGGAUGCCAGGGCUGGUGACACCAGUUCCAUGUGUACAGUGGAAGAUAAUGAGGGCAAGUGUUUGGGGUUAUUAUCAUUAGCAGAAUAGUAGUUUCGGUUUCUAUUGUCAAAGCCAUUAGUUUGCAGCCGUCGCCAGUGAGUCACUGUCCGUUAUUAUUUUAUUCGACAAAUUGUAACACAUACAUGACGUGCUGUAUGUGGUUGGUGAAGACAGAUCUCGUACACACUGACAUGCUGUUGAAGCAAUAUACAGUCAAAGCUCGACAUCUCAAACCCUGUUAUCUCAAAUGCUGUUAUCUCAAACGCCUUACUUUAUAACGUACGUCUCGUUAACAUGCUAGGUUUGAGACAACAGGGUUGGACCUCAGUGUAUCAUAUCAUUCAUGAUAUAUCACAUCAAGUGUACUGGCUCCAUCAGUCACAUCAAGUCCACAGUAUUGUGACCAAUAUGGAAGAUAAUUAUGUUACUUAAUUAGAUGUUGAUGUUUUGUAGAAAUAGAUUGUACUCAUGUAUUAUUUUAUUAUAUGUUAUUUAAAUGAAAUAUAACAAUUCCGAUUGUUUGCUUGUCUCCUGUGCUUGUCGACUCUGAUCACAGCAGGAUGACUUCAACUUCAUCUGGUCCACCUGUGACAAGUUGCCAUAGUAACGAUAUCCGUGUGCUGCUCUCUGUGAACAGUUUCACUUGGACUUGUCUACACAGAGCAAUGGAGUGGCCCAGAGUGGUUUCCUGAUAGAAGACUGAUUGGAACAUUGUGCACUAAUUCAAUAAUGUACAUGAAUCGUACUUCCAUAAUUUGCUUCUUAAAACACUCGCCUGCAAAUAUGUCCUUAUAUUGUCGAUCAUGAAACUGUCUAUGUAUUUGUUAGGUUGGAAUCAUUGAGAAGGUACAGAUGGAGUGCAAGAGCAGAUAAAAAAUCCUUAACGAUCGGGUUUCCUUAACGAUCGGGUUUCCAACUUAAUAAGCAAAUAUAUUGGUGCACGAUCAAAAGUAGAAGUACUCGUAUUUGACGGCAAGUGUCUUAGGAAAUGGAUCAUGUUGCAUUUAUUGUUUGCAUUUAUUGUUAGAUUGUUACCGUAGGUUUUUCUGUGUUUAUACCUUGGCAGUAUCAUAUUAUCACGUUUCACCAUAACAUUGACCUUCAACAGGUCCACCAUUGACACUUGAUGUAAUAGACCUGGAAAGAUCCAGGGUAGAAUAGGUCUUCAGCAACCCAUGCUUGCAGGGUAGAAUAGGUCUUCAGCAACCCAUGCUUGCAGGGUAAAAUAGGUCUACAGCAACCCAUGCUUGCCGUAAAAGGAGAUUAUCAUCCACCCCCACCCCAAAAAAAACCCCCCAAAACCCACACCGCCCACACUGUAUUUUGAGAACCAAUUCUUAUAUUUUUUGAAGUCCAAGAGGAUGCAUUUGAGAUCAACAGUCAUCCAGAGCCAUGUUUGUUGAUUGGGGCAUAGCCAUGUUUGUUGAUGGGGGCAUAGCCAUGUUUGUUGAUGAAGCCAUAGCCAUGUUUGUUGAUGAAGGCAUCAAGACUUUUUGAGAAACUAAAUCCUUAUUUUUCAACCUUGACCUUUUGACAUUUGCCAAAAGGAAUUGCCUCUGGCCAUGUGGAGGAAUUCGGUGAAAGGAUAUCCUCUUGUGCCAAUCAACUUUAAGAAGAUGUAGCGGGUGGAGGUGAGGCCAUGAGAGCCACCACAGGACUAGGACACAGUUGGGGGACACUGUUGGGGGACAAUCCAACCAGCAUGGAACACUGACAGGUUGUGAGUGACAAAAGGCAAACCAAUAUUAUCUGUUUCUUGUUUAAAUUUAAUUAGUCAAUAACAAUCAUUCAUAAAUCAACUUAUAACAUUAGUAUAUCUGAAAAUAGUAUAUGAGACAACCACAAGUUGCAGCAUCAUGCAGCAGCAGCAGCAGCCACAGCAGAUGAAGGAAGCGGCAGUUUACAGUUGUUUCACUUCUCACCAAUACUCUCCAUACACACAUACUUAAGCUCCUCACAGCGAUCUUUACUAUCACUG
Messenger RNA from Haliotis rufescens (red abalone), 3536 nucleotides. Its product is annotated as ribose-phosphate pyrophosphokinase 4-like. Gene Ontology annotation, cellular component: ribose phosphate diphosphokinase complex; cytoplasm. Gene Ontology annotation, biological process: 5-phosphoribose 1-diphosphate biosynthetic process; purine nucleotide biosynthetic process. Gene Ontology annotation, molecular function: magnesium ion binding; ribose phosphate diphosphokinase activity. The record is from RefSeq and is a predicted model, not a curated record. NCBI's taxonomy places the organism in Eukaryota, Metazoa, Mollusca, Gastropoda, Lepetellida, Haliotidae. The transcript is spliced from 8 exons. Bases 87 to 1118 code for a protein of 343 amino acids.